Messenger RNA from Colletotrichum karsti, 1062 nucleotides. Its product is annotated as mitochondrial chaperone bcs1. Bases 1 to 1062 code for a protein of 353 amino acids. NCBI's taxonomy places the organism in Eukaryota, Fungi, Ascomycota, Sordariomycetes, Glomerellales, Glomerellaceae. The transcript has a single exon. The record is from RefSeq and is a predicted model, not a curated record.
AUGUCGCGCCAGACAAGCCUGUUCGAUUAUGCGUUCUCAGGCGGCGGCAGCCGACCUCGCCAACCUCAGGGCCAACGCCCCCAGCAGGCCUCAUCCUCAACACCGUCUCAAUCAUCCUACUUCUCUAAGACCACCAAUAGCAAUGACACCAGCACGGCCGGUUCAUCAUCGCAGGCCACCACAUCAUCCCGCGGCUCUCACCGCGGAGGCGACCGCUCAAACCCCUCCCUCGCCGCCGUCUCAGACGAAACCCGCGCCGAGCUCCCCAAGAUCCUGCCCAACCUCCCGCACCUGGACGCGACAAAAUCAGAAUCGCUGCACCUCUCCGAACUCCCACCCCUCAAAUCCUCAGCGUGCCCGGGCCACAAACGCCCCAAGAUCAAGAUCGUCAACGAGGACACCUUCAACGCGGCCAUCGAGCUCGCCGCGGAACGGCCCGACGGCGGCCGCGUGGCCGUGCUGAACAUGGCCUCCGACGUCGUCGCCGGCGGCGGCUGGCUCAAGGGCGCCGUCGCCCAGGAGGAGGCCAUGUGCUACCGCUCCUCCCUCUACCUCAGCCUGCACAAGCGGUACUACCCCUUCCGGCGCCGCAUGGGGCUGUACACCCCUGACGUGGUGGUCAUCCGCGGCGACAUGGGCGGCGGGCACAAGCUCCUCGUGCCGGGCACGGCCUACGCCGAUUUGCCCGUGGUCAGCGUGCUCAGCAUCGCGGCGAUCCGGAGGCCGGAGGUGAGGAAGGUGAAGGUCGCGACGGCGGCGGGGGCCACGGAGGAGGUGUACGAGUUCGCGAGGCCGAACGAUCGGGUCCUGACGAUGGAUAAGAUGAGGCUGUGUCUAAGGAUGGCGGCGGCGAGGGGGCACGGGUUGCUGGUGCUUGGCGCGUUGGGCUGCGGGGCGUUUAGGAAUCCGCCGGAGGAGGUUGCGAGGUGUUGGCUUGAGGUGCUGGGGGAGGCGGAGUUUUCGGGCGGGUGGUGGAGGGAGGUCUGGUUUGCUGUUUAUGAUCGGAAGAAUGAGGGGAAUUUCGAGGUUUUUGAUGAGUUACUUGGAGGGGUGGAGGUUUGA